GCGUUCUUUGGUUCGGACUUUACCAUACCGGACUGGAAACAACGUCCAUGCCGCCGAUCCGCAGCUUUGCUGCGGCGUAUUGGAUUGGUAAUAUACACUCCUCGUUUCCCGGGGCUUCCAAGAGGGAGGGAUUGGCAGAGACACUGUCCCUAAGUCCUUCUACUUACUUUCCUUCUUACACUUUCCCCUCUGGAGGAUCGAUCCUCAUCGCCUGGGAUUUCUUUAGCGCUUUUCGUCCUGUAUAUUGUUUCUUCUAUGUUAUACGCAUGGCCUGUUGCGGGUAAUCCGACCUUCUCCCCCUCCCCCGUUUGUUCGCCAUCCUACUUGCCCCCAUCACCGUGUUUGGGACUCUUGGUAACUUAACUCCAAUCUUCCCGCUUCCCUUCAGCGCCUCCCGGAGAUCUUUUACCACGCUGUCAAUCGCGAUAUACUCGACGUAUUCUCCCGCA
This is a messenger RNA of Aspergillus alliaceus, 449 nucleotides long. RefSeq lists its product as uncharacterized. NCBI's taxonomy places the organism in Eukaryota, Fungi, Ascomycota, Eurotiomycetes, Eurotiales, Aspergillaceae. The record is from RefSeq and is a predicted model, not a curated record. The transcript has a single exon. The coding region runs from base 48 to 284 and encodes 78 amino acids.